Molecule: messenger RNA, 3189 nt
Organism: Cylicocyclus nassatus
Lineage: Eukaryota; Metazoa; Nematoda; Chromadorea; Rhabditida; Strongylidae
Source: the annotation of a GenBank genome assembly
AUGGCUCUCGAUUUGGGUGCUGUCCGAUCAGUUGAUUCGCUCACGUGCUGUGAUGAUCCUAUCGUAGACAAAUGCUGUGCUACAUUCGCAACAAUUCUCAGCGAGGUAGCGGAAAUCCGAAAAGAUGCAUCUGAAAAGUUCUUCCCUUCUCUGUUGCUCUAUGAAAACUGCGUUGCCGAGUCAGAUCCACUCGAUCAGUGUCGACCUAUUCGAUGCAUGACUGAGUUCUUUCCGGUCCUGCUGGACUUUUCACAGUUUUUAGCCAGAGUAGCUCUCUUGUUUCGCAAUCUGCUCUUCCAAAUUCGCUGCUUUCAUGGUCUAGAGAAAAAUGCGCUACCAGGUGCUUCUGAGCGCAAGCUUUUUCGAGCUUGGUCCGGUCUAGGAGAACUGCUUGCGAUCCUUCUCCAGACCGACAAAAUCAUUGAAAGUCGACCAUCCAUACGAAAUGACUGGAACAGCUAUUGUCGCGCUCUGGGCACCGCUCAGCACAAUCCGGCUCAAUUUGGUGUAGAUACCGAUGCCCUUCGCUCACUUAUCACUGCCAUUGCCACAGUUGAAGGACAAGUAAUGGCAGGCAACGGACUUCGUAACUGCUACGAACAAAGUUAUGGUGAAGUCGACGACGAUAAGCAGUUCGCAUCACGAAUGCGCUCUGUCAUUAUAGAAAUGUACAAUCAGUGGGAGAAAGCUGCUGAUGGGGACAUGCCUGACAAACAUCGACUUAUGGUGAUUAUAUCACUAUUUGUCUUCUUUUAUCUGCAUUUCCCCACAAAGGAUACUAAGCUGCCGAAGUUGAUGUGGAAAAGUCACAGAAAGAUAGUGGCAUUCCACCUUGUCGGAGACAUCCUCUGGAUUCCUUGCGAGUUUCUUAUGCGAGAAAUUCCUUCCAUAGUAAAUGCUGUAGAUAAGAAGAGCGUCAAGUUCAUUCAGCAUUUGCGAGAAACGUUUUAUGUUGAACAUUGUGAUGGUAUGCUCGAAGAAGCUGUCUCACACAUAGCUGCAGCCGAAGAUUGGCAAUUCAAGAUGGAGGGUGAAGUUCGACGUACUGAGACGCGUGAUGCAGCAACAAGUCUUUAUGUGGCCGAAAUGAUGCUCAAAGGUGCACGGACAGCUGGAGUUAUGGGAGAUUUGCUGAGAAAUGUACUUAACUCGCACUCAGGACCCAUACGAAUGUCCAAAGCCAAAGCCUACAAAAUCUUUAGCGUUCUUGAGACCAUGAAGGCAAUCUCCAAAACAUUCGACGACUGCCGUCGGGUUCUGAUCGAAUGCCGUCAAAUGGCUUGCCAACAAUGGCGUUGUCAUUCGCUCGAUCUCAUAGACCGUGCAAGGCUCAGUGCAAGGGAGUCCAAUGAUUCUCAUCGAGCUGCAGCAUUUCACAUAGCCAUUCAGUGCUUGCUGGGCUCUGAAUCACGGCUACGACUACUUGUUUGCGGUGUCGCACUGGAACUUGCGCAGUACAAGGAUGCUAUGCGUCGCAUCGACUCUUCUCAGCUCGAUGCGUUAUUGUCCAGGCUUCAUACUUUCUGCAGAAUGGAUUCCAUCAUUAACAGAGUGGCUGACUGCUCCUUCCUGAUCUUCCAUCAAGAUUUGAUAGACAUCUACUGGGACACAUUGCUAGAGCGGAUACCAUCAAGGCAAAGCAUAGAAUUCUUCACCAUGGCUGUUUCGGAUUGCAUUCGCUAUGCCGAAAAAUCUAGACGGGCCAAUCAGAUGGAACGUUUCCGAGAUGUUAUGGUGGACACGAUCAAAAAAGGAUUUCUCGUUCCCUUAUGUGCUGCGAUCGAAAACGACGUGCGUGUUCUAUCACAUCAGCAUCUGGUGGUGGAUGAAAGAGACAAAUCUCCUCAAGAAAAGUUAGAUUUCUACAAAAAGAUAAUGUCCGAGCCAGAGUUCCGACUACACGGCUACGUUUUGAAUGCAGCGGAUUUUGUCACUUGCAGUCUCCAAAAAUUAUUUUACGACCUGACCGCGGUGGCUCUACACGAUCGUCAUGCAUACAACAAAAUGGCAAUGCUUGCUAAGCAGCGUUACGGAUUGGAAUUGAUCGAUGGCGCAUUGCCAAACUGCUCAGUUGGCCAAAGCCUAGACGUGGUGAAAGUAAUCUGUUCACUUGGUGAUUUUGUUGUCAACUACAAUUAUUGUCUUAAUCAGCAGUUGUUCAUCGAGAAACUGUCACCGAAUCGUUCGCUGCGCGUGCUCACAUCUGAGCACAUGGCUGAUUCGAUGCGCACUCACGGAUUAGGUGUUCUGAACACCAGCGUGAAUAGAACAUAUCAGCUUCUCCGCAGCAAAUUUGCUGUUUUCAACCAGUUGUUGAAGGAUGAGCACAUUCAUGCACAGCUCCAAAAAGACAUCCGACAUUUUCACGAAAAUUUGGAAACUCUAAAGAAACUGUAUCCUCCAAAACGAGCUGAACAGUUCAACAGAGCUUUCUCGCAGCUGAAUGCCCAAGAGGGAGAGCCUACUUACAUGGAUCGCUUCAGGAUGCUAGUCACGCAGAUGGGUAAUGCUAUCGGAUUUGUUCGCUCAAUGUCAUCCGGAGCCUCUGCUGUUGCCAGCCAGAUGAAAGCCUAUGACACUUUUGAGGCGGAGAUCGUGGUUCCAGAAGACGAAGAAGACAGCCCUCUGAAGACUCUCAAGGAGUUACUCACCGACCUGCGCGAUCAAGCCAACAAGAAUCGCGAUUUUACAAAGAUGCUGGUCGAGGUAUUCCGGCAUGCUUUCUUGGACGACUCAAAGUUUGCUCAUCUGCUCAAUUUCUACGUAGCGGUGCCUGCGCUCACUGUGAAUUAUGUAGAUCAUAUGCUAGUAUGCAGAGAUCGUUUGAAAAAACGAGCACAACAUAACAAGGAAACUACAUUCACGGAUGACGGUUUUAUCAUGGGUCUUGCCUACAUACUCACAGUGCUGAAUCUCUGGCCUCAGUUCAGCUCUUUGAAUUGGUUCCGCUCCGUUUCUAAGAAAUGUGCCGCUGACUACGAAGCUCUAACCGAAGAGAUGAAGUCCAGCAAAGAUCCACGCAAUGUACACCUCAAAGCAGCUCGGUUACAAGCGUUUGAAAGAGAAUUCAAGCUACUAUCGUACACAUUCCAAUCUGCUCGGGUGUUUUUCUCAAUUGAUGAGGACACUGAAUAAUUUGAUACUUAAUCAACAGUUGUACAGACAUUUUUAAUAAACUAUCUAUAACCA